Aspergillus fischeri NRRL 181 is the source of this 924-nucleotide messenger RNA. It is a transcript of the gene fleA, whose product is annotated as fucose-specific lectin FleA. NCBI's taxonomy places the organism in Eukaryota, Fungi, Ascomycota, Eurotiomycetes, Eurotiales, Aspergillaceae. The transcript has 5 exons. The record is from RefSeq and is a predicted model, not a curated record. The coding region runs from base 1 to 924 and encodes 307 amino acids.
AUGUCUACCACUGGAGCACAGCAAGUCCUCUUCCGCACCGGGAUUGCCGCGGUCAAUUCAAUUAACCGUCUCCGUUUUUACUUCCAGGAUGUCUAUGGCAGUAUUCGCGAGAGUCUCUACGAGGGUAGCUGGGCCAACGGCACCGAAAAUAAUGUCAUCGGCAAGGCUAAGCUCGGCAGCCCUGUGGCCGCCACUUCCAAGGAGCUGAACAACGAAACACCCUCCAGGAGUUUGCCUACGACUCCGGAAGCGGAUGGUACAACGGCGGGCUGGGCGGUGCAAAGUUCCAAGUUGCACCCUACUCUCGCAUUGCUGCCGUGUUCCUGGCGGGAACAGAUGCAUUGCAAUUGCGGAUCUACGCCCAGAAGUCAGAUAACACAAUCCAGGAGUAUAUGUGGAACGGCGACGGCUGGAAGGAGGGCACCAACCUGGGAGGUGCGCUCCCCGGCACUGGUAUCGGAGCCACCCUCCUUCCGCUAUACUGACUACAAUGGCCCAAGCAUCCGGAUCUGGUUCCAAACUGACGACCUCAAACUCGUCCAAAGAGCCUACGACCCGCGCAAAGGCUGGUACCCGAACCUCCACACCAUCUUUGACAAGGCACCUCCACGUACGGCCAUUGCAGCCACCAGCUUUGGAGCCGGCAACAGUUCCAUCUACAUGCGUAUCUAUUUUGUCAACUCGGACAACACUAUUUGGCAGGUCUGCUGGGACCACGGCAAGGGUUAUCACGACACGCGAACCAUCACCCCAGUCAUCCAGGGCUCGGAGGUCGCUAUUAUCAGCUGGGGCAGUUUCGCCAAUAACGGGCCGGAUCUCCAUCUGUACUUUCAGAAUGGAACUUACGUUAGCGCUGUGAGCGAGUGGGUUUGGACACAAGCGCAUGGGUCGCAGUUGGGAAAGAAUGCUCUUCCUCCUGCUUAA